GCUCCGCGCAGCCUGCGCGCCGCGGAGGGAUGGCCCGGCCGGCGGGGCUCUGCCUGGCCGCCUGUGGCCUCGCCUGGCUCCUCGUCUGCUGCGCGGCCCGCCGGGACCCCUCAGGCAGCAGUACUUUUACCAUUCGCCAUGACACACUCAACAAGUGCAUACAAGUUAAAAACUCACGGAUAGUGAUAGAUGACUGCAAGGAGACAAGUGAAACUUUAUGGAAAUGGGUAUCCCAGAAUCGCCUCUUUCAUUUGGGAUCCAAGCAGUGCCUGGGACUUGAUAUAUUCACCAAAGCGCUGUCUCGACUGAAAAUGGUUGAUUGUAACUCAGAACUAAUGCUGUGGUGGCGAUGUGCUGAUGCUUCUAUCUUUGGUGCAUCUCAGUACAAAGUGACUGUCAAGAGUACUUAUGUAACUGCAAGCAUAAAUGCAACUGACCAGUGGAGAAGCAACAGUUCUUCUGAUGAUGUAUGUCAGUAUCCUUACCAUGAGGUUUAUACCAAAGAUGGGAACUCCUAUGGAAAACCCUGUGAGUUCCCCUUUCUUUAUAAUAAGACGUGGCAUCAUGACUGCAUUCAGGAUGGAACACAUAUGGGUGGGAAAUGGUGUGCCACAUCAGAAGAUUAUACUCAUGAUGGAAAAUGGGGAAUCUGCUUACAACCAGAGAAUGGUUGUCAUGAUACCUGGGAACAUGAUCCAGGGUCUGAAAGUUGCUACCAGUUUAAUACACAGUCUGCUCUUUCUUGGAAGGAAGCUUAUAUUUCAUGUCAAAGACAAGGGGGAAAUUUGCUUAGCAUCCAAGAUGCUUCUGAAUUAAGUUACAUACAAGCUAAGGAUGACAUUGCUGAGAUCUUUUGGAUUGGCUUAAAUCAGCUGGAUGUUUCUGGAGGUUGGCAGUGGUCAGAUCACAAACCUUUGAAUUUUCUCAACUGGCAUCCAGAUAUGAGGAGUUCAUCCCCACUGGAUGGAACUAGCUGUGUGGUGAUGAAUGCUGCUUCAGGUCAGUGGCAGAGUUACCACUGUGGGACUCCACUUCCGUAUAUUUGCAAGAAGUCACUCAAUGAAGCUUCAAGCCUCCCAGAGUUCUGGAGAUACUUGGAUACUCGCUGUGAUUCAGGCUGGAUGCCCCAUAAUGGUUUUUGCUACAUGCUGAUGCCCACCCAGGCACCUUGGAGUGCAGCAGACAAGUUGUGUAGAGCAAAUAACAGUAACCUCAUCAGCAUACACUCCUUAACUGAUGUUGAACUGAUUGUUACAAAGCUUCAUAGUGAUGUUAAAGAUGAAAUGUGGAUGGGUCUCAGGAAUGAAGAUGUACCGACUUUGUUCAAAUGGUCAGAUCACUCAGCUGUGGUUUUCACAUACUGGGAUCAGAAUGAACCAAAUAUUCCUUUUAACAGCACUCCUAACUGUGUGUCAUAUUCAGGCGAGUUGGGACAGUGGAGAGUCAAAUCCUGUGAAGAAAAAUUGAAAUAUGUGUGCAAGAAAAAAGGAGAGAUUUUGAAUGAAACAAAAUCAGAUACAAAUUGCUCAUUGGAAGAGGGAUGGGAGAGACAUGGAAACUACUGUUACAAGGUUUAUAAAACAGAAGUUUCAUUUGGAGCACAAUGCAAUCUGACAGUGAUGAACAGAUUUGAGCAAGAAUUUAUAAACAGUCUAAUCAGAAAGCACACCAAAGUUGAAGAAAAAUACUUCUGGACUGGUUUGCAAGAUAUUAGCCAAUCGGGAAUAUAUUCCUGGGGUACAGUGAAUGGCGAAAAAGCUGAAGCUGUGACAUACACUAACUGGAAUUCCCUGCAACCUGAGUUUUCUGGAGGAUGUGUGGCCAUGCCCAGUGGAAGAUCUCUUGGAAAAUGGGAAACUAAGGAUUGUAAAACCAGUAAAGCAUUUUCAGUCUGCAAAAAAUAUAUUGGGCUGGCCAAAGAGCCAGAAGUGCUCCCAAAGCCAACAGAUCCCUGUCCCCCUGGGUGGCACAAUGGAUCUGGCCUUGCCUGCUAUAAGUUCUUCCACAGUGAACGAGUGCUGCGAACCAGGACCUGGGAAGAGGCAGAACGGUUCUGUGAAGCUCUUGGAGGCCAUCUGCCUAGUUUUAGUCACUCAGAAGAAAUCAAGACACUUCAUUCUAUUCUGAGAAAAAUAAUCAGCAAUGACAGAUGGGUAUGGAUUGGAAUGAAUAAAAGGAAUCCAGAUUCUUUGGGAACCUGGCAAUGGAGUGAUGAUAAACCUGUGACUAGUGUUGUUAUGCCACUUGAUUAUCUGGAAGAUGAAUAUGAUACUAGAGACUGUGCUGCACUAAAGACCUCUCAGUUUUCACGGAGAUCAUUCUGGAGAUUUUAUUUCCAUGAAGGCAGAGACCUGGAUUUUUACUUCCGGCCCUUUGAUUGUGAAGCUAAACUUGAAUGGGUUUGCCAGAUAACAAAAGGUAGCACUCCAAAGACACCUGAGUGGUACAUACCAGAUGACAUUGGAAUUCAUGGAGCCCCACUUAUUGUUGAUGGAUCAGAGCUGUGGUUUGUACCAGAUAAAAACCUGAGCUUCCAGGAAGCUAUUUUCUACUGUCAAAAAAAUGAUAGCGAUUUAGCCUCUGUGGACUCUUACCCAAAACUCAGGACAAUACUGUCUCAAAUAGAAAAGUUAUCAAACAGCGAACAGAAGUGGUGGCUGAAGUUUAUCGAUUAUGGCUACAACUAUCAUUCACCUUUACAGUUAUUUUCACGCUUCCAUGAUCGAUUCCUCAGAGACUGCUGGUAUGUUUCUAGAAAGAACUGGUAUAGAGACUACCCUGUUAACUGUAAUGUGAAACUGCCUUUCAUCUGUGAAAAAAAUAAUGCUUCCUUACUAGAGAAGCAUGAUCCUAGUUACCGCCCAGUCAGAGGAGGCUGCCCUAAAGGUUGGCAACAGUUCCGGAAUAAGUGUUUUCUAAAGAUGAAACCUGAGUAUUUAACUUUUAAUGCAGCCAAUGAAAAGUGUGUAACUUUUGGAGGCUCUCUUCCAUCUAUCUCAAAUCAAGCUGAGCAAGAUUAUAUAACAUCCUUGCUUCCUGGUAUGCCAAAAGAUAUUUGGAUUGGUUUGCAGUUUCUGUUCAGCACAAGGGAAAAUAAGUGGAUAGAUGAGAGUAGGCUGCUGUACAGUAACUUUCACCCACUCCUAACAGGAAGAUUAAGGAAAAUUCCACUGGAUCUUUUUGAUGAAGAAUUUAACAAUCAGUGUGGUGUAAUCCUCAAUGAUCCCAAAUCACAGUAUGCUGGAACAUGGAAUUUCACUGCUUGUGCUGACAAGCACUUCUUGGGUAUAUGCCAGCGGCCUAUAGGAACUGCUGACAAUCAGACAGAGCAAGUCCUUAAUGAAACAUUGAACUACCAAAAUGUUCAGUACAUGGUAAUUCUGAAAAAUUUGUCCUGGAAUGAUGCAAUGGCUGAGUGCAUAAGUAACAAGAUGCAGCUGGUUAGCAUCACAGAUCAGUUCCAGCAGGCUUUCCUGGCUGUUCAGGCUGCCCUUCACAAUUUCCCACUGUGGACUGGACUCUUCAGCAGAGAUGGUGGAAAACAUUAUGGCUGGCUGGAUGGGAAACACGUUAGUUUCAGUCACUGGUCUGAAGAUGAUGAGGAAACAGGAGAAGAAUGUGUGUUUUUGGACACUGAUGGCUUCUGGAAAACUUCUGACUGUUCCUCUGAAAAUCGAGGUGCUAUUUGCUACACAUCAGAAAAAAAGACUGAAAAAGAACAAGUGACACAAGUUAAGUGCCCACAUAAAAUUAAAAAUACACCCUGGAUAUCAUUUAGAAACAAUUGUUAUACUUUCAUGAUAACAAAAAACAGAUGGAGAGAAAUGAAGUCUCAAGAAGCUCAUCAUUUAUGCAAGAAAAUGAACCCAGAAGCAUUUGUUCUGAAUGUUAGAGAUGAAGAGGAGAACAAUUUUGUAACUGAGCAGCUUCGUUCAUUCAGUGGUCUGGCUAUGUGGGUCUGGCUGGGUGUGAUUUACGAUGACAAUGAUAAAGUUCUCAAGUGGUAUGAUGAAACUCAUCUGACUUACAAUAACUGGAGGCUGGGAAGACCUAACAUAAAGAAGAACAGUUUUUUUGCUGGUGUAAAUCUUGAUGGGUUUUGGGAUAUUUAUAAUUAUUCUCAAAGUUGGCACGGUCAUCACUAUAAUGUGUACAGUAUUCUCGCCUGUAAAAUUGAAAGGGGACCUCAGCAGCACAAGCCUCCAUUGCCUGAGUCUAUUCCACAUGGAAACAGAACAUACAGGAUCCUUCAGAAGAAGUUGACAUGGUAUGAGGCAUUGAGAGAAUGCAAGCAAAACAGGAAUGAUUUAGCAAGUGUGCACAGUGAAUCACAACAGAUAUUUCUAGAAGAUAUUGUCAAGCAGGAUGGCUACCCUCUGUGGCUUGGGUUGUCAAUUCAUGAUGGAAGUAAAACUAAUUUUGAAUGGUCAGAUGGAAGUGACUUUGACUACUAUCCUUGGGAAUUAGAAAACUCAAAUACUACUGAAAACUGUGUUCUCUUGGAUACUAAAGGAUCUUGGAACCGUACAAAAUGUACAAAUGUUGCUGAAGGUGCCAUUUGCUAUAGUCCUCCAAAUAACAGGCAAUUACAGCCAAAGCAAGCAAGCAGAGCCCCAGCGUGCCCGCAGCUUGGUGGUACCCUAGAAUGGAUACAGUAUAAGGAUCAUUGUUAUGCAUUUGACAUGGCAUUCUACAAUUAUUCAGUAUAUAAUGUAGAAGAUGCUAAGAAAGUCUGCCAGAAACUGAAUCCAUCAGCAACCCUUCUGACCAUAGUGGAUGCUGAAGAAAAUGCAUUUGUGAGCAUGCACAUAAAGGAAAAUGAUCUCAUCACCAAGAACGUAUGGCUGGGCCUGGCUCAGAGCUCUAAGGAUCAGUCCCUGAACUGGCUUGAUGGUUCAUCAGUUAAUUAUGCCAACUGGGAAAAUAAAACUGCAGAAGUCAAUGAAAAAUGCAGUGUUAUCCUGUCCACAACUGGCACAUGGUCAAAAGUUGACUGCAGUCAUAGUCAAAGCAGAGUGGUUUGUAAAGCUCCUACAGGUUCUAAUCAUACUGGGGUGGCUGUAGCAUUUGCCCUGUUAAUUAUCUUGGUCUUUGUUGCUGGAUUAGUAUGGUACCUCUAUAAAAAGAAGCGUCUUCACUGGAGUGCCUUCUCCUCAGUACACUAUCAAAGAGGAAUGAAUGAUGAGGAUACUGAUGAAAUGUUCACAAAGGAUAACUAUUGAGAGACUGUUCCUUCUGACCAACUUAGCAUGAACUUCACCAUGUGAAGCCAUAAAGAAUUAACUACUUGAUGUUUUAUUAGCUAUUUUUGGAAAAGUAACAAGAAGGUUAUUAAUGGGGGCUAAAUUUUCUUCUCUUAUAUAAGUGCAAUUUUUAAUCAAGUCAAUGGUAAUUAUUUACAUUUGUCAACAGCCAUUUAAGGUGCAAGAUUUCUAGAGUUCUGUGAUAUUUUUAAAUUUACAGUAUUUUCUCUCUUUACUGGAAAGAAUUUUUAAUGGAAUUAUUAAUUCCAAUAGUACAUCAUGCAAUGUCACCUUAACAAAUGCACUUACAACUGGUGCAUGAAUUCCAUAGCUUUGUACAAUUAUCCAUUAAUAACUUCAUGCCAAAUGAUGUAACAUUUUGAUAUGCUGUAAGGGUUUUACUGCUAGCAUUGGGUUACCUUGUACACAAAGCUGAUAAAUAGGAGACAAGGUGUCUUCAUAUAGAAACUUUAAGAAGCAGUUUUUAAUAUAAGCAAUUUUAAUAUAGCAGGGGAGAAAGGAGUUACCAGACAACUUAGAAUUAAUUCCCACCCAACUAGAAUUUAUAUUUUCUUGUUGUAGUGGAAAAAGAUCAUACUAUGAUUAAUUUUUUUUAAUUAUUUUUUUUUUAUUCCCUCAAAGACACACAAAAAAAAUCAUGUUGUAGUAGUGAGAGAGGAAUGUUCCUUGGAAUGUAGAAUGUGCAUUUUUAAUAAGGAGUUAUGGGAAAUAUCCUGUACUAAAAACAUACCCUUCAGGAGUAAUUUAAAUAAACACAGAAUAUUUGAAGCCUGAGACUUUGGCAGUCUGACAGAUUGCUACGCUUUUUCCCUGAAGGUUGUAGUGGGUAACAAAAAUACCCAUUAAUGGCUAACUGCUAACACAAGUGGAACUCAAGAUACAAUAGAAGCAAAAGCCUGAAUGUUACAUUUUAUGUUGUGACAUAAUUGUUAAGUAAGUGGUUCAAUUUUUUUCACAGCUCCUUUCACAAAGUUUUGAAAGCACAAAUAGCAGGAAUGUUUACAACAAAAUCUGGACUCCAGCAUUGAUUAAAUAGGAUUUUAAAACCUGCACUUAGAGUAGUAUUUAGACAAAGACAUGCUAUAUUCUGUCUUAUAGCUUAACUCUGGAGUUAGCCCUGAGUGAUUUUUUUGUAGAUCAAAACGCAGAAAAGAUCUACUCCAUUUUUAUAAUCUGUUGCACUAAGACACCAGCGGACAGGAGUGUUGUGGUAACAGUGUUCCUUGCUCUGUAAGAAGAUCCUCCUGACAUUUACUUCCCCUAAUACUCUUUUUUAUAUACUAGGGUUAAAUGCCUAGCUUCAUUUGGUGAAAUAUGUCAUCUGUCCAAGAAACAAGAUGAGGAUAUAUAUCAAAAGAAAGAGAAAUAAUGUAUGGCAAAUAAACUUGUGUACAUAAAUGGUAAAAAUACUUGAGUAUUUUACAUAAAACUUAAACUUGAUUUUUGUAUGUGUCACUGUGGCCUUUUCUAUGCACUCCAAAGAAAGUUAGAAAGGGAAAAAGGGAACACAGAAUGUUAUCUAUUAAUUACUCUUAUAAUUUGAUUGUUUUGUAAAAGUCUGUAGACUUUUUUAAUGCACAAAGAACAGGUACAUUUGCCUUUAUGAAGGAGGACAUGUAAAAGACUAAAUCCAUUUCCCGUGUGACAGUGUAUGAUAUAUGAUAAACAGGAAUACACUUGGUCUGAUGUGCUGAGAAAAGUACUACUGAUCUAUCUGAAGCAACUGUGCGAGGUUAUGAUGUCCAACUGCCUUUUCCCCCCCUGCAAUUUUCUUAUAUUGACAGCACUUUUCUUUGUUCCUGUUUGCACUAUUUUGAUAAGCAAGUGUUUAUAAUCUGUACUGAGAAACAGAAAACUUCUUGUAGGUACUGCUUUAGAGCCUGUUAAAACAGCAGCCUGAAGGGGCACAGUAAAGGAACCGUGGUGUUAAUUUGCUGAUCAAAGAAGUAAGCACUUUCAUUGUUAAUUUGGUACUUUGGGCACAAUUGUUAAGAUUUUAUUUCUUGAGCUAACUUGUAGAAAAAGUAGUUACGAUGCUAGUUACUGUGUAAUAAAAUUAACUAUCACUCACCUUAAACUUACACUGUGAGAAGUAUUUGAAACUUAACAAAGCCUGGUUCCUGUCAUCUUCUGGUUUAAUUUAUAUGCCUAAGAGCUUUAUAAAAUGACUUCUAACUUAAUAGACUAAAAAAAAAAAAAAAAA
Molecule: messenger RNA, 7467 nt
Organism: Calypte anna (Anna's hummingbird)
Lineage: Eukaryota; Metazoa; Chordata; Aves; Apodiformes; Trochilidae
Gene: LY75
Product: lymphocyte antigen 75
Exons: 35
Coding region: 30-5222 (1730 amino acids)
Molecular function (GO): signaling receptor activity
Source: RefSeq, a predicted model, not a curated record